Zingiber officinale is the source of this 2498-nucleotide messenger RNA. Its product is annotated as serine/threonine-protein kinase ATG1c-like. The transcript is spliced from 13 exons. Lineage: Eukaryota; Viridiplantae; Streptophyta; Magnoliopsida; Zingiberales; Zingiberaceae. Gene Ontology annotation, cellular component: cytoplasm. Gene Ontology annotation, molecular function: protein serine/threonine kinase activity; ATP binding. Gene Ontology annotation, biological process: autophagy; peptidyl-serine phosphorylation. The record is from RefSeq and is a predicted model, not a curated record. The coding region runs from base 155 to 2272 and encodes 705 amino acids.
CUUUAUCUGACCUCAAUUUCAUGAACGCGGCGUUUCGGGAUCUCUCUGCUCCAACGCGAUACUUUCUCGAUUCCUUAUCCUUGUGGGCACAGAUACGAUUAACCAGGGAGAGUGCCAAAAUUCCUUGCCUUCUUCUCCCAGGGUUCGUCCCGCGAUGGGCAGCACCAGCGAAGGCCGCGGCUUCCCGAGAUUCGGCCGCGUCGUCGGCGACUACAUGAUCGGGCAGCAGAUCGGGUCGGGUGCCUUCUCCACCGUUUGGCGAGCGCGGCACCGAGUGCGGGGGACGGAGGUGGCCGUCAAAGAGAUUGCCAUGGAUCGACUCUCCAAGAAGCUGCAGGAAAACCUCCUCUCCGAGGUCUUUAUCCUCCGGCGAAUCAACCACCCCAACAUCAUCGCCCUCUAUGACUUCAUCCAGACAUCUGGAAGGAUCUAUCUUGUAUUGGAGUACUGCAAAGGUGGUGAUUUAUCCGUAUUCAUUCAGAACCAUGGGAGAAUUCCAGAAAAUAUUGCAAAGCAUUUUAUGAAACAGCUAGCUUCUGGUUUGCAGGUGCUACGUGACAACAAUGUUAUCCAUCGGGACUUAAAGCCGCAGAAUCUUCUCCUCUCAACAUAUGAAGAAAAUUCUGUCUUGAAAAUAGCUGACUUUGGCUUUGCAAGAUCUCUAGCACCUCGUGGCCUUGCUGAGACUCUUUGCGGUUCUCCUCUUUACAUGGCUCCAGAAGUAAUGCAGUUUCAGAAGUAUGAUGCAAAGGCAGAUCUUUGGAGUGUUGGCAUUAUUCUCUACCAACUUGUGACUGGAAGAACACCUUUUACUGGGAAUAGUCAAAUACAGUUGCUUCAGAAUAUACUCAAAACAAAUGAGUUCUGUUUCCCUUUGGACUGUAAUUUGAGUGGUGAAUGUGUUGAUUUGUGCCAAAAAUUGUUGCGCCGAAAUGCGGUUGAACGAUUGACAUUUGAGGAGUUCUUCAAUCAUCAAUUUCUUUCGGAGCAACCAACCAUUGACACAGCAAGGAUUAAAUCUGAAAUAAGAGAUGACAUUACACUUGAAUGUAGUCAAAAGAGGUUAUCAGGAGAAAUUUCACAUGAUGACAGUCUGCCUUUCCCUUUAGAUGAGGAAACUAAUGUGCAGGAAACAAGUAUUCCUGAUCCCCAGAACACGGGUUCAGUGAGACGUACUACUGGGUUUACUAUUGGUUCCGAACAUAAAAAUCUAUCUUGUAGUCCAUUAAAAGAUGUUGCUGUUCCUUCCAGAUGUAGGGGUCAGACACAUGAUUUUAGCAUGUCUCCUCCACGAAUUGCUAAAGAACAGAAGCCUUCUAAUUACUCCAAUGAUUCUGCAGUUGUGGAUUCCUUGGAAUUUGUUGAUCAAGAUUACGUGAUUGUUCCUAGACCCCCGUUGGAUAUGUCACCCAAUUCAGUAAGCCCCAGUCCAAGCAAUUCACCUCGCAAAUCAGAAAAUUCACCCGUUGCACCUUCUAAAGUUAAUGGACUAAGUGCACCAGUGCCAAUAAUUGGUGCAGCAGGUGGUAAUAGCCAUGCCAUUGGAACCCCGGGAAGUGGUUCUGCAUCAUUAACUUCACAGGGUUCCAUGGACGUGAUUGAUGCUAUAGAGCAGCCAUUGGGUCAUUCCAUGGUGAGGAUUAGAUCAUUGCAGCAGUUUGCAUCUGUCAUAACAGACAUUGUUAAAGAAAAGAUUGCAAAUGGUCAACAACAUGAAGCAUUCUCAGUCCAGCUAUUGGUUCUUGCUAUCUGGAAGCAAACACUGCACAUUUGCCAUGCAGAGGCUUCAUCCACACCAGAUGUCAGUCCAUUUCGAGAACUAAAAAGCCUAAAGACCUGCAUUUCCAACACUGCUGAAUAUUUGAAUUGCAUAGACUCUCAAGUGUCAAAUUCAGUUUGUUCUGAGAUCGAGAGGAAUUUCCUCCUUGGCGUUGAGUAUGCCGAAGAACUUGCCUUAGACAUCAAACAGAAGACUGUACCUACUGAACUGCCGGAUGCAAUUGAGAUAAUAUUCCAAUCGGCCCUUACAUUGGGCAGACAGGGUGGUGUUGAUGAGAUGAUGGGGAACAUGGAGAGGGCAUCAUGUCAGUAUUCAAAAGCAGUAAGCUUGUUGUGUUUUCUUCUAGUGGAAGCUCCAACUCUAGCGCUCAGCCCACCGUUUUCGCCCACCAAUUCAGACCGCUAUCGUCUACGUACGUACAUCGAUGUGCUCCACAAUAGACGAGGCCAGUCCUCGUUCCAAAGGAAGGGUGAUGAUCGAGGAAGUCCUUAAACAUUCUAGAUCAUGCAGUUCCAAUUGUUUGUACUGAUUCUUUAGGCUGAUGUGUAGAAGAUGUCAUUAUUAUCAAUGCAUCCGUCCAAACUGUGAAGUAAUUAGUUGGUGCAGAAACGCAGUCAUCCAAAUGUUGAUAAACCGUAUGGCUCAGUGAAAGAGAGCAACUUUGAUUGUGCUAACUAAUUAAUUAAUUAGUUUUUUCUUGACGCUUCUAGAUUGAUAA